Molecule: messenger RNA, 156 nt
Organism: Cavenderia fasciculata
Lineage: Eukaryota; Evosea; Eumycetozoa; Acytosteliales; Cavenderiaceae
Exons: 1
Coding region: 1-156 (51 amino acids)
Source: RefSeq, a predicted model, not a curated record
AUGCAAUUAUCUAGUACAUGUAAUAAUAGUAACAAUAAUAAUAAUAAUAAUAAUAAUGGUAGAGUAAUCGAUCCUAAAAACACUCUUGGUAAUAUGGAUUUCAAUUAUCAAUCUGAAAAUGAGAAAAAGAAAUAUGUUACACCAAGACAAAAUUAA